AUGUACCUGAUUGCUGUCUUUUGCUUGCUGGCCACAAUUUUCACAAAAGUAUCUUCCUUCUGUCCUUCUCAGUGUACCUGUAUUUUCCAUGGCAGAGGUGAUGGCACUGGGACCAGGUCCGUUUUAUGCAAUGACCCAGAUAUGUCUGAGAUCCCUGUCAAUGUUCCAGUGGAUACAGUUAAACUUCGUGUUGAAAAAACUGUUGUUCGACAACUUCCACGUGAAGCAUUUUAUUACCUUGUGGACUUAAGAUAUCUCUGGUUAACAUAUAAUGCCAUCAACACCAUAGAUCCUCGUAGCUUUUAUAAUUUAAAAGAACUCCAUGAAUUGCGCCUUGAUGGAAAUAUGUUGUCUACCUUUCCUUGGGAUUCGCUGCAGGAAAUGCCAAAUCUUCGAACUCUUGACUUGCACAAUAACAGACUGUCAACCAUUCCUGCUAAUGCAGCUCGAUACCUCAGAAAUAUAACCAAUUUAGAUAUAUCUAGUAAUGAACUCACCACACUGCCAUCUGACUUGUUAGACAUCUGGCCUGCUAAUGCAAGGUAUCAAGUUUUUGAUAAAGAUCCAUUGCAGAGAGUAAUCCUAGGUUUCCAAGACAACCCAUGGUUCUGUGACUGUAGGAUAUCAAAGUUAAUUGAACUUUCUAAGUCAGAAGAAACACUAGUUAUUCUCAUGGAUCCUCUACUGACAUGUAGUGCACCUGACAAUACUGCAGGUGUUUCAUUCCAGAGAGUUGAACUUGAACAGUGCCUCAGACCAUCAGUCAUGACUUCAGCAACCAAAAUUACAUCACCAGUUGGAAGUAACGUCUUGCUCCGCUGUGAUUCAACAGGAUAUCCAACUCCGUUGCUUGUCUGGUUCAGGGCAGAUGGCUUACCAGUUAACUAUACAGUCAUCCAAGAAUCACCGGCAGAUGGAAUCCGAUGGUCAAUAAUAAGUUUGACGGGAAUUUCCUAUAAGGAUGCUGGUGUAUACCGAUGUAAAGCAAAAAAUCUGGCAGGAGCAUCAGAAGCAUUUAUUACUCUCACUGUUGUAGGAACCGUUACUACAGCUCCCCCACAGAGGAGGAACUUUUUCAAGAAAUCGAGCACAGAACAAAAUAAUUCAACCCAAGCAAAUAUGGAACAACAAAUGGAAAGUUUGACAACCGAAACGCUGUUUUCUAUCUCCACCAUGGCGCCAGCUAAGAAAAAGAUCGCUCCUGUUGACCAAGCUAUGCCCGUAGCAGAUGAAAGAAAGCUCACCAAGGUGGAAGUAGAGGGAAAUUCAAACAAAGUAACUCAACAAGUCAAUGGGAACAAGAAAGAAAGCCUAUCUUUAAAUACAACCACAACACCAGAACAAAAUGUUAUUAUUAAAAAUCUGAGAGUUAUCAGUGAGACGGAUCAGAAAGUCUCUGUGAGCUGGAAAGUUUCAGAUUAUCGACAUGGCACUGCCUUAAACGUAGUCUAUUCAAAGUAUGGUGAAAAAGAUGUGCAGAAGAUCAAUAUAGACCCUAGCAAAAACAAAAUAUCAAUAGGCGGAUUAACGCCAAACACAAAAUAUAUAGCAUGCAUAUGUCCAAAGGGAAUCCAACCUAAAAAAGAACAAUGCAUAGUUUUCUCAACAGAGGGAGAACCCAACACAAGUAGCCAUCGAAAUCUGUUGAUUAUUAUUGGUGUUAUUAUGGGGUCUGUUAUCGUAGCAGGACUCCUUUUUGUGCUGUGUUAUGUUGUAAACAAAGUCAACUGCAAACGGAGAAAAACUGCAGAGCAGGAGCUAAUCAGAGAUUCGUACGUGAAAUUUGAAACACUGUCACUCAGGCCACAGCCAGGGAGCAGAGGGAAUGACCUAUGGACUCGGCGUGACACUGAAUCCCAAAUGCUACUGUUGUGCUCAAGAUUCAGCAUAGAUUCACAGAUGACCUUCAAAAGUGACAGUUCUAGGUCUGAGUAUCUUUGCUGA
Messenger RNA from Carcharodon carcharias (great white shark), 1944 nucleotides. It is a transcript of the gene lrit3b, whose product is annotated as leucine-rich repeat, immunoglobulin-like and transmembrane domains 3b. The coding region runs from base 1 to 1944 and encodes 647 amino acids. Gene Ontology annotation, molecular function: protein binding. The record is from RefSeq and is a predicted model, not a curated record. The transcript is spliced from 4 exons. Lineage: Eukaryota; Metazoa; Chordata; Chondrichthyes; Lamniformes; Lamnidae.